Molecule: messenger RNA, 684 nt
Organism: Telopea speciosissima
Lineage: Eukaryota; Viridiplantae; Streptophyta; Magnoliopsida; Proteales; Proteaceae
Product: pirin-like protein
Exons: 6
Coding region: 1-684 (227 amino acids)
Biological process (GO): sucrose metabolic process
Molecular function (GO): sucrose synthase activity
Source: RefSeq, a predicted model, not a curated record
AUGGUUUAUGUGCAUUGUACAAUUGCACAUGCACUGGAGAAAAUAAAAUAUCCAGAUUCAGACAUAUAUUGGAAAAAAUACGAGGACAAGUACCAUUCCUCAAGCCAAUUUACUGCUGGUAGACUUGCCAUGAACCAUUCAGACUUUAUAAUCACCAGUACAUACCAAGAGAUUGCAGGAAGAGGUGGAAGAUGGUCUUUUGAUCCUUUCCUCGUGUUGGAUGAAUUCUUUGUUACUGCUCCUACUGGAUUCCCAGACCAUCCUCACAGAGGUUUUGAGACAGUUACAUACAUGUUGGAGGGAGCUUUCACUCAUCAAGAUUUUGCUGGACACAAAGGCACAAUAAGAACUGGAGACUUACAUGUAUAUAUGUUGAUUAACAUCACAUUUCUUAUUCUUAUAGUCCCUGGAUCCAAAAUUCAAUCCCAAACUCACAGGAUUGAACCCAACUAUCAAGAAUUGGGAAAGGAGGAUAUUAAGACACUAGAAGAAGAUGGAGUUGAAGUCAGAGUUAUUGUAGGGGAAGCAAUGAGUGUCUGUUCUCCAGUAUAUACCCCAACACUGGCAAUAAUAUAUAUAUCCUUGCUUAUCUGCAUGAAUGAAUUUUUCUCCUACAAGAUGUCUCUCCCAAAUAGUCUUUUGGCAUCUAUUCCUGUUCUUCCUGGGAAUACUUACAAGAGGUGA